This is a messenger RNA of Syngnathoides biaculeatus (alligator pipefish), 1320 nucleotides long. RefSeq names its product G protein-coupled receptor 101 (gene gpr101). NCBI's taxonomy places the organism in Eukaryota, Metazoa, Chordata, Actinopteri, Syngnathiformes, Syngnathidae. Gene Ontology annotation, biological process: G protein-coupled receptor signaling pathway. The transcript has a single exon. Gene Ontology annotation, cellular component: membrane. The record is from RefSeq and is a predicted model, not a curated record. Gene Ontology annotation, molecular function: G protein-coupled receptor activity. The coding region runs from base 1 to 1320 and encodes 439 amino acids.
AUGCCAUGCUCUCAGGCGCCCAGCCUUGGCCCCAAUGUAACCGACGCCCAAAGGGAUUCGGGCAUUCCUGGCCGAGAUCCGUUGUGGAGCUCGGCAACCAACAGCGUUCUCAAGAUUGUGCUGAUAUCUGUGAUCGUUUGCAUUUCCUUGUUUGGGAAUGUGGUAGUGCUGCUGGUUUUCCAGAGGAAGCCGCAGCUCCUGCACGUGGCCAACCGCUUCGUCCUCAACCUCCUGUUGGCUGACCUUCUCCAGACCGUGCUGGUCAUGCCCUUUGCCAUCGCGGCCACUGUGCCGGGAGUUUGGCCACUAGAUGCCAGAUUGUGUCAGGCGUUGGUGGUGCUCAUGCACCUCUUCGCAUUUACCAGCGUCAACACCAUCAUCGUUGUCUCCGUGGACCGCUACCUGGCCAUUAUCCAUCCUCUGUCCUACCCCACCCGGAUGACGCCUCACCUGGGCACCAACCUGAUCAUCUGCACCUGGGUGUUUAGCUUCCUCCAGAGUACGCCGCCCCUGUACGGAUGGGGCACCAUCGAUUUCAACCACUAUCACAAGAUGUGCUCGGUGGUGUGGUCCUACAGCCUGUCCUACUCCGUUGUGGUAGCCACCUUCUCCUUCUGGCUCCCGGUUCUCGUCAUGGUCGGGUGUUAUUGGAUGGUAUUCCGGGCGGCUCGGAGGCAGAAUGCCCUGGUGCACCCCAUACAGACGCGAUCCUACUCCCAGACCCGCCCUCAGGACUUGCAAGGACAGGGUAGCUCGGCGCCCCAGCAGGCGAGUUCACCGGAUGCCCCUCCCUUGGCCAAGGGGUACCCGACACGUGUGAGGCACCGACGCUUCCACUACCACUGCAAGGCCGCACGCGUCGUCUUUGUGAUCAUGGCGUCUUAUAUCCUCAGUAUGGGACCCUACAGCGUACUGAACACCAUAUCUAUGAGCGCCAGAGCAGAUGUGCCCCCCUGGCUGUCCUCUCUGGCCCUGGUACUCUUCUUCUUGCAGUGCUGCCUGCACCCGUACAUCUACGGAUACAUGCACCGUAGCGUGCGGAAGGAAUUCCUCGCUUUGCUCUGCGGGAUGUUCUGCAAGCAGGGACAGAGCUCGGGCACCGAGAACUGCCACACCACGGCCGGGGAGGGCCGCGCCGGGACGCACCCUCACUUGCCCAGCCUGGCCGCCAAGGUCUUUCCACUGCAGACGUGGGAGGAGUGCACCACGUCGUCCUCGCCCACCUUUGAGAGGAGAUCGAGGGAUAGCCACAAGGAAACAACCACGACCAGCCUCAACUCAGAUCGGGAGCCCGUUGCCCAUGACAAACAGAGUACAUAA